AUGGCCGCCGAGACCAGUGUUCUUCCCUUGCCAACUGUCGACCAUGCGUUUGUCAAGGUCGAGCCUCUUGUUUCCAGCCCUCCGGCUCCCGUUCGCUUCGAUCCUGCCAAACAUAUGUGCUUUGAGCCUCCAAAAAGCAUCAUUACUUUGAAGGAGCUGCUAUUGUCGGAAAAAGAUGCCAUCUCGCCUGUCGCCAUUACGGAGCCGUUCCCGUUGUUCACGCUUGAGGGUGUCAAGCAGAUGCGGGCAGACCUCUUCCGCAAAGAAGUCGUGAACAAGCAUGGCAACAGGACGAAGAAGAAUUGCUAUAAAAUGAGGGGAUAUUCGCAAGAUACUCCGUUCGUUGAUGCCGCAUGGCGUAGCAAGGAAGUCAUCAAGGCCUGCUCUGAAGCCGCGGGUGUUGAUCUCGAUGUUGUCUUCGACUACGAAAUCGCCCACAUCAACGUCCAAGUCGAUGCCCUGGAGGAUGGCAUGCCGCUAGACGCCGCGCUGCCGCCCGCAAUGCCUCCUAACCAGGCACCUUCAACUCCUCUUCCGGUCAUUGACCAGUCAGAGGAACUCUCUUCAGUUGGUCGGUGGCACACAGAUUCGUAUCCCUGGGUCUGUGUUUGCAUGCUGUCCGACCCAUCCAACAUGAUCGGUGGUGAGACUGGCCUCAGAAAGGGAGACGGUACCAUUGCCAAGAUCAGAGGGCCACAAGUGGGCUGGGCUGUGAUGAUGCAAGGAGGCUGUAUCGAGCAUAUCGCAUUGAGAGCCAUCGGAACCGGAGAGCGUGUAACUAUGGUUACUUCGUUCCGCCCACGAGACCCGAGUCUGAAGGAUGUUAGCAAUCUCGGCAAUGUCAAGAAAAGCAGUCGCCACGACCAACUGUUCAAGCAGUGGUCGACUUACCGUCUUGAUGUUCUCGAGAAGCGUGCCCGGCUACUGAGGGAACGAAUCGAGAAGGGCGACUUUUCUGGAGAGGAGAUCGCCAAGCUGGUCGCUCAGUGGAACGAAGAACAGAUUCCCUACAUGAAGCACACGGCAGUUGAGAUGGUAGGCCCUGGAAAUGAAGGCUCGCAAGAUUGA
This is a messenger RNA of Fonsecaea erecta, 1068 nucleotides long. RefSeq lists its product as hypothetical. The coding region runs from base 1 to 1068 and encodes 355 amino acids. The transcript has a single exon. The record is from RefSeq and is a predicted model, not a curated record. NCBI's taxonomy places the organism in Eukaryota, Fungi, Ascomycota, Eurotiomycetes, Chaetothyriales, Herpotrichiellaceae.